CUACAUAUGCUUUAAGAUUGGUGACAGAUAGAGAGAGAAGAAGAGGCGAGUCCAACUCUAGCAAGGUUUUAGGCUGCUGCCAUGGCCAUGGCGGCGCGACUGCUGCGACGAACGGCGCUAGCAAGCGAGGUAGCAUCUCGAUUUUUAUCUGCUUCUCACGGUUUGGUUCAGCGAGCUGCAUACACCUCUGGAGGAAUAGUUGAUGUUGGCCAGCCAACACCCCAGUCUCAUCCUAAGUUAUUAGCUGAUGGGGAGAUCACACCAGGCAUCCCAAGUGAGGAGUACAUCUCUAGAAGAACAAGGCUUUUGGAGGUUCUGCCUGAAAAGAGCUUGGCUAUUAUUGCCUCUGCAGAUCAGCAGAUGAUGACUGAUGUAGUGCCAUAUCCAUUCAGACAGAGUGGUGAUUACCUGUACAUUACAGGUUGUAUACAACCCGGUGGUGUAGCAGUUUUGAGUGAAGAAACUGGAUUAUGUAUGUUCAUGCCAGAUACAGAUAAGGAGGAUGUACUUUGGCAAGGUCAGACUGCUGGAGUUGAGGCAGCCGUGGAUUUUUUUAAAGCAGAUAAAGCAUUUCCACUUAGUCAGAUGCAGAAGAUCCUUCCUGAAAUAAUUGAGCGGUCAAAAGUGGUGUAUCACAAUGUGAAGACAUCAUCUUCUUCUUAUAGGAACUUGGAUGCCUUCCGUAGGGCAUCGCUCAACAAUAGAGUAAAAGAUCUUACAUAUUACACCGAUGAAUUACGGUGGAUCAAGUCAAAAUCGGAAACUAGGUUGAUGAGGGAAUCAGCAUCUAUUGUUUCUCAGUCUCUUUUACAAACAAUGUUGCUAUCGAGGACCCACAAGGAGGAAAGCCAGUUGGCGGCUAAGAUUGAAUACGAGUGCAAAAUGAGAGGUGCCCAAAGAAUGGCGUUCCAUCCAGUAGUUGGUGGAGGAGCAAAUGGUAGUGUUAUACAUUACUCAAGAAAUGACAGAAAGAUCAAAUCAGGUGAACUUCUGCUCAUGGAUGUUGGCUGCGAGUAUCAUGGCUACCUUAGCGAUCUGACUCGAACAUGGCCACCCUGUGGCAGAUUUUCACCUGCUCAGGAAGAACUAUACAGCCUAAUACUGGAGACAAAUAAGGAAUGCAUAAAGCUUUGUAAACCAGGCGCAAGCAUUAACGAGAUACACAAUUAUUCGGUUAAGAUGCUGAUAAAAGGAUUCCAAGAACUUGGAAUUCUGGAGAAGGGAAAAUCCAUCCAGUACAAUUAUUUGAAUCCAACAGCAAUAGGUCAUUCGUUAGGAAUGGAUAUUCAUGACUCCGUAACACUCACCAAGGACAAACCCUUGGAACCCGGCGUGAUAAUAACGAUCGAGCCCGGGAUUUAUAUCCCACCGGUCCCGAUAUUGAACGAGAAUGCGCCGGACAGGUACCGUGGCAUUGGAAUAAGGAUAGAGGAUGAGGUCCUCAUCACCGAGAACGGGCACGAGGUAUAACAUCAUUCAUCCUGGACAGAUUGGGUGUUGGGAUGGUCCUGACGGCGUCGGUGCCGAAGGAGAUCCCCCACUUAACCACCCUGAUGAGCAUGGGAGGCAGCGACGCCGCGAUGGACGGCCAUGAGCUGCGAGCUGCGUGUCGCUGAGAGGCUCGCCCAUCCUGACCAGAUCGCCCAUCUUCCACCGAGGAUCGCCGCAUCUGCGCCCCGUCCGCAUUCACUCUUCUGUCGUAGCCAGAUGGCGAGCCGUGCUGCAGGCCUCACCUGAUAUGGGCACGUCGGAAUACAAAAACUGCAGAAAAUCCAUUCCAUCCGUUCAUGUAUGAUUACAAGAACAAGAAUUCAGAAAAGUUGUUUGCAUCGCCGAGAAAAAGACCCGAUUUAUGUAAA
Molecule: messenger RNA, 1859 nt
Organism: Phragmites australis (common reed)
Lineage: Eukaryota; Viridiplantae; Streptophyta; Magnoliopsida; Poales; Poaceae
Product: intermediate cleaving peptidase 55, mitochondrial
Exons: 13
Coding region: 82-1470 (462 amino acids)
Cellular component (GO): mitochondrion
Molecular function (GO): manganese ion binding; metalloaminopeptidase activity
Source: RefSeq, a predicted model, not a curated record